This is a messenger RNA of Thermothielavioides terrestris NRRL 8126, 1916 nucleotides long. RefSeq lists its product as uncharacterized. Gene Ontology annotation, biological process: amino acid transmembrane transport. Bases 281 to 1750 code for a protein of 489 amino acids. Gene Ontology annotation, molecular function: L-arginine transmembrane transporter activity; L-glutamate transmembrane transporter activity; L-lysine transmembrane transporter activity. Gene Ontology annotation, cellular component: fungal-type vacuole membrane. NCBI's taxonomy places the organism in Eukaryota, Fungi, Ascomycota, Sordariomycetes, Sordariales, Chaetomiaceae. The transcript is spliced from 5 exons. The record is from RefSeq and is a predicted model, not a curated record.
CACGGCGCCGGCUCGUAACCGGUCCAAGCUUCCUUGACAUUAUCCCAAGACUCCGAUCAACCAGUCCGGCUUGGUGCGCAGCCCCGGACGGCGGCCUGAGGUCGGCUUGAUGACGGGCUACUCGACGGUGGCAUCUGCCAGUGCGUCGGGAACCGUCGCCGACGUCGCCAUGGCGCAUCAACGCCGAACCCGAAGCCCCAAGGUGGCCGGUGGGCACGCCUCGAUGAUGAGCAGCAACAUCAACCUGCUGAACACGAUCAUCGGUGCUGGAACGCUUGCCAUGCCCUUGGCCAUGUCCCACUUCGGUGCCAUGCUCGGGGUUUUCCUGAUCCUGUGGUGCGGCCUCACCUCGGCCUUUGGACUCUACCUCCAGGCGCGCUGCGCUCGCUACCUCGACAGGGGAUCGUCUUCCUUCUUCGCGCUCUCGCAGAUCACGUACCCGAAUGCUGCUGUGGUCUUUGAUGCGGCCAUUGCCAUCAAGUGCUUUGGAGUCGGCGUCUCGUACAUGAUUAUUAUCGGCGAUCUCAUGCCGGGCGUAGCUGAAGCCUUCGGCAGCGCAGACAUGGGGUGGCCCUUCCUGGACGACCGCAAGUUCUGGAUCACCGCCUUCUUCCUGCUCUUCAUCAUACCACUGAGCUUUCCGAGGAGGCUAGAUUCGCUCAAGUACACAAGCGUGGUGGCCCUGCUUGCGAUCGGCUAUCUCAUCAUCCUCGUAGUCUACCACUUUAGCGUGGACGAGCUUCCGAACAAGGGAAAUAUUCGCGUCAUCACCUGGGAGGGGCCCGUGGCUGCGCUGAGUAGCUUGCCCGUUGUUAUUUUCGCCUACACCUGCCAUCAAAACAUGUUCUCCAUCCUGAAUGAGAUCAAGGACAACUCACCCGGCAGCAUCGUCGCCGUCAUCGGCACUAGCAUUGGCACUGCCGCCUCCGUCUACAUCCUGGUCGCCAUCACCGGCUAUCUCACCUUCGGCAGCGACGUGAAGGGAAACAUCGUCGGCAUGUACCCCCCGUCUGUUGCCUCGACCAUCGCCAAGGCUGCCAUAGUCGCCCUGGUGACCUUCAGCAUCCCUCUCCAGAUCCACCCCUGCCGCGCAUCCAUCGACGCGGUGCUGCGCUGGCGCCCCAUCAGCAGCCAGCGGCCGCAGAGUGUGUUGAGCGCCGCCUCGGGCAGCCAACCUCUGCUGCCGUCCAGCAGCGCGCCCGCCCUCGUCGACAGCCACGGCGCCCCCGUCGUGGCCAUGUCGGAGCUGCGCUUCGCCCUCAUCACCAGCGGCAUCCUUGCCCUGAGCUACCUCACCGCGCUGAACGUGUCCAGCCUCGACCGCGUGCUCGCCUACGUCGGCAGCACCGGCUCGACCGCCAUCUCCUUCAUCCUGCCCGGCCUGUUCUACUACAAGAUCAGCGACCCGGACAGCAUCUACCACCAGCGUCUGUCCAAGGAGGACGACGACGUCGACUUGGAUGCCGACAGCGACGACGACGCUGGCGGCGGUGUCCUGGACCGCGACGACGACGACGAGCCCGGCCUGCGCGGCAGCGUCGCCAGCCUGCGGUCGGUGCGGUCGGGCGCGAGCGCGGCCAGCUCGCGCUCGCGCUCGUCGCGCUGGCGCUGGCGCUGGCGGAGGAAGUGGCGCUGGGACCUGGAGCACCUCGAGACCGGCCUGCUGCGGAGGCUGUCGCUUUGCCUGUCCGUGUACGGCGUGUGUGUCAUGUGCGUGUGCCUGGUCAUGAAUUCGGUUUUUGCGCAUUGAAGAAAGACAAGAGUUGAGAGCUGGCGGAGAAGAGUCGGGGAGAGAUGGAGAAGAGAGACGGGUUAGAUGGCAGAACUUUUGAUUUGAUGAUUUGACUUAUAUCUGUGGUUCCGCUUGAAUGGCGCAUAGCCUGACAUGUUACUAGACAUUAUUUCACAGUUACAUC